AAACCACCGGAUGUGACGUUUAGGACAAAAAUGCGUCCGUUUUUUCAGGUUGACAUGGUUUUUAGGUGAUAAACAAAACUUUCAAUAACUCAUUUCCGCACUUUUUUCGGUCUUUUGUGUUAAUCGAUACGUAUUUGUUUAAAAUGUCACUUUUAAAGGUCUCCGUUGGUGAGCGCCUGUAACAAUGUGAAGCUAGCUCACAUUAGCCAUCAGCGCUAGCAGUGCUGCUGUCUUUUGGGAAAUGUCCUCCUGUUUAUCUGAAGAAAAUGAAGAGAAAAGUGUCCAAACUGAGACUGAGCCCCAACGAAGAGGCUCGCAUUAUACGAGAGGAAUGCGAAAGGAGGAGGAAACUGCGAAUACAGCAGGUACGGGAGCAGCAGCGGCACUUUGCACAGCAGAUCUGCCGAGAGGUUGAGCAGAAACAGCAGCAGGAACUGAAACAGCUGGAGGAGGAGCUGAGGCUGGACUGGGAGCGACAGCAGAGGGAGAAACUCCAUAAACUGGAGAGGUUAUACCAGGAGAGCCUCCAGCUUCUUGGUCAGGGGCACCGGAGUGCAAAGGAAAAUGAACCCGACCUGGCGGCCAUCGCUCAGAGGGAGGAGGAAAAUCACGCCAAAGCAGAGGAGCGUUAUCGAGAAGCCCUGAAGGAGCUGAAAUCACAGAAGAUUAAAAACCAUGAGAGACAAAACCAAUUCAUCAGUGCCAGGAAAAAGGCUCUGCAGGCAGAGAAGGAAAGAUCAGCAAAGGUGUCCAGCCUCCCACCGCCUCCCCCAAACCCCAUUCAGAGCAUCAAUCCCAAGAAGCCACAUGUAGUAAAGAGAUCUGAUGUGAGCGCCUUCGCUGCCACUCAUUACCACAUGCCAGAAAGUGCAGUGGACAGAGAGCUGGACACAGAGCAGCCUAACGCCCGUGAAGAAGCUGAGCUGGAGGUGAAGAGACUGCAUGACCUCCAGAGGGAGGAGAAGAGGAGGAGGGAGGAGCAGCUGGAGAAAGCUCGUCUCAGGGGGAGGGAGGCUCUGAGGAGGGAACAGCUUGUUCAGGAUCGUGAGCGUUUGAUGGUUGAACUGGAGCACAUGCAGCAGACGGACCUGCUGAGGAGGAGACAGCAGGUGUCACAGAUGCCUCCUCAGAUCUUCCAGCCUCUCUACAAGAGGCAGGAGACGAGGGAGGACUUCCAGAGGGAGAUGGAGUUUGCCUUUGAGGACAUGUACACCGGAGAGAGGAGAGUUAAAGGAGACUUGGUGGUCCGGCUGGUGCCUGAACCUCUUCCAGCUCCGUCUACAGGAACCCAGGACCAGGAACUGGAUGUUACACUGGAUGAAAUAAACACACAACAUGACACUGAGGAGGACGCUGGCAGCACUGAGCAGGAAACAUCUGCUGAAGCGGAGCCGUCCAGACCUGCUCCUCGACGGGCGUUGAAGAAACUCCUGGAUCGCAUCAGGAAUCAGAGGAACCAGUGGACCAGCAGCAGCCGAGUCCCUGCAGCCGAUUCACCGACCGUCAUCUCAGACCAGAUCCCAGAGCGAGACACGUCCAUCGAAACAGGAUCUCUGACCGCCGAGGAGAAGGACAAACCUUCAGAGCCCCGUGAACUCUCUCCACCUGCUGCAACAGACGCUUCACUCUCUGAUGUUUUGGCCGACAGAAUCCAAGAAUUUGAAGAAGAAAGAAAGAAACGGGAAGAAGAGCUGGAGAGGGAGAAGCAGCAGCAGGUGGUUUUGCUGCAGGAGUUGGAGGAGCAGAAGAGCAAACUGGAGCAGCUGCUGCUGGAAGCUCAGCAGGAGAGAGAAGAUCUGAAGGCAGCUGUGGCCCAGAAAGAACCCGUUUACCCGCCAGAAGUGCCUGUACGGGAUGAGGAAGUCACUCCUGGAGUAGCCACUGAGCUGAUACCUCCUGCAGGUGAAGAUGAACACACCAGAAGGAUUAGAGAAUACCAGCAGCGGCUGUUGGAACAAAACAGAAUUCAUCAGAGGUCAAUGGAAGUUGCUCGCCAGCGUCUGGAGGAAUACCAGCGAGCUCUACGAAUCCGUUACAACAUGACCUCCACGUCGCUGCAGCCUCCCAUCGUACCUCCAGGUUUCGUUCAAUCUCCUCUUCACAGUCCUCCAGCUCCUCUACAAACCCCUACAGCUCCUGCAUACCUUCAUGAUGAACCACAAACCUCUGUGGAAGCUAACACCAGACAGCCUGACACGUCGGCCUUACAUCUCCAUCGUCCUGGUUCCAGUUUGAGCGUCGGCUCCAGGCUGCCGCUGGAUGAAGUGGAGUCGUUCAGUCACAGGCAGCAGAGACCAGACGUCACCACCUGGCUGACCGAUAACAUCAUGGAGAGAGUAACAGAGCACCUUCCAGAGAGACUGAAGUCCCCCUCAGCCUCCAAAGAGACGAGCAAACUGUACACGACACGUCUCUCAACCAGCUUCCCACUCCGGCCUGAUCCCAUUCAAACCAGUAACCAGAGCUUCAGAGACCCUCAGCGUGUCGCGACACCACAGAUCUCCCAGCAGACCGAGUCCCUGAGCUCCACAGAGGACGACGUGGAGACGGAGAGACGACAGCUGCAGGAGGUCCAGAGGCGGAUGUUGGAGCAGAGGGAGGCGGUGAAGCUGCAGCAGAAACAACAAGAAGAGCAGAGACAGCGCCACCAGGUGGAGAUGGAGCAGAUGAGGAGACAGAAGGAGGCGCUGCAGGCUCUCAUUCAAACCGAUGAAGAGCCAGCUUCAGAAACCGCCAGUGACGAGUUGGUUUCACAGAACAUCAAGGAAAGUCGCCUCAGGUUACUCGCAUCUCUGCUGAGGGCGAUAGAAGAAUCCAACGGAGGAACUUUAUCACACCUAGAAGACUCUCAGGAGAAAGAGGACUCUCCUCAAAAGCUGCCAUCUGAUGGUGGAGAGACAGCUCCCAUUGGUCAGAUCAGUGCUCCCUCUGUUCCCGGCCCAGCCUCAGUCCUCCCCACAGGACUCCUCCAUCCUCCUCGAGCAGCGAAGCCUCCGGUCACUCGGGUCCGACUGGGCUUCAUGGAAAUGACAGAACAGCACGAGCUCAGCGCCAUUCAAGAGGUGGAGAGUCCAGUCGACACCAGCCACGUCACAGGUUUGGAGGAUAGCAUGGCGGCUCCUUCACAGACUGAACCCUGGAGUCUGCAGCAGGAAUCAGAGUCUCAUCUGGCCUCUGAUCAAACAUCUUCUACCUCCAGCUCAGAAACGUCCAGCCAUCUCAUGUGGAGGAAGAAGCUGCUGAUGGAGGCAGGAACUUCUCCAGAACCCUCAGAUUCUGAGUCAGUCCAGAGAAUAAUCUCACCGCUUUCCUCCGACUCUGGAAGAGGAGCAGACGUCUCUGGUCCAGCAGCUACCAGCUACAGAUCUACAGCAGAGUCUCCACAUCGGUCUCCUGGGUCCUACUGCUUCUCCACCAGCAUCUCCACCGGCAGCUACGUCACCAGCGACCCCGAGCAGAACGCCGACUCUGAUAAAUCUCUGCCUCUCAGACGACAAAGUGAAGCUGCUUUACACGACGUCUCGUCUCCAGCCGCUCAAAGUGUGAAGGAAAGUUCAGCUGCAGGUUCUCCUGGUCAGGACGGAGACUCUGUGUUUGACGACAGCAGCAUCCAGCGGAUUAUAGACAAGUACAUGAAGGAGCUCAACAUCUCCCUCAGCACUGCAGGGAGAACCACAGACAGUGAAGGAUCAUACACGGAGGAAGCUGCUUCUUCAGUUUCUCAGCCGUCUUUGGUUCGAUUCUCGGCCAGCAGACGGGAGGAUGGAAACUCUACGAGUCGACAGUUUCUGCUGUCAGACCCAGCAGGAGCUCAGAGGAGCAGACUGGAGCUGGAGAACCCAGUCGACGCCACCCCGUCUCUGGCCGAUGACCACGACUCUUUCCGGCCUCUGAUUGGCCAGCUGGCGGAGCUCUCUUCCUGCCUCGCUGCUCCUCAGAGGGACUCGGCUCUGGAGCAGCUGGUCGGUCAUCCGUCGGCUCAGUCGUCGGCGAUCGGUCACCUGCCGGGUCUGUCGCCAAGCGUCGGUGGAUGGGACUCAACUCUGAGCCGCAUGAUUGGUCGCCUGUCCCACCAGCCGAGCUCUGAUUGGCCGAGCGGCGGGCAGGAGUUACUGCUGAUGGGUCAGACGGAGCCGUCGUGGUUGGAAGAAGCUGUGGAGGAGGGUCAGAUGAGGCCUCUGGUUGGAGAGCUGGACGAGUCUGCUGUUACAGAAACAGGCAGCGAAAGAAGCCACGAGGCGCUCGGUGUCCAACCUGAGGUCCCUUCACACCACGACACCUCAUCGCACAUCAUCAGCUCUGAUCCAGGUGUGGAGCAGACGAGGCAGAACCGAAGCAGUGUGGUGGACAUGAGCUCACAGAGGGCUGAGGAUUCUUUCCACCCGCUGCUGCCUGAGGUCACCCACAAUGAAACAUUAGACCCCUCCAUGACCUUCCGCCUGCCUUCCUCUCCUGAAGGACGUCCAGCUAGCGGACAACACAGCGCUUCUGAUCGUUCUACAGACUCUGAACCUCGGGCUAACCUUUCCAUUGGGUCCGAUCCGUCACCAGAGCGUCUUCGAGCGGAGGAGCCGACCGGACACUCGGCUUCAUCUCCUGCUCUGCACGAAUCCUUCUCCCAGCUCGUUACCUCCCAGUCUCAGCCCCAUGAGUCCGUCCUCACGGUGUCCCCCACAUGGACGGCAGACGUGCAGGAAACGGCUCAGAUUCUGUCACAUUUAACCGUGUGUGAUCUGUCGCAGCCAGAGGUGGAGAUUCCAGAAAGGCCUGAAGACUCAGUUUCAUCCAGUGAGCUGAAGCCUGAGCAGAACUUGAACGAUGCUGUUUCUGUUCCUGAUGACAUAUUGGAAGCUGCCCACAAAGAGAAGGGGAUCCUGGAGCAGUCGGAGAUAACUCUAGUGAGCCUGACGGACUCCACUCUGCAGGACCAGGACACCACCAUGACGGAGGGAGGCGGACCAGAAGGCCAAGAGAUGGAGGACUCAGAAUCUAUGUUGUUACCUGAGGACGACAGCCAAACACAUCCAGUAGUGACGGCCCUCCAGUUUCAGUGGGGUCCCAGCAGAGACCAGCAGGACGUUCACCAGCAGAAACUCCAAGUUCUGCUGCAGAGAUCCAACCGAAGGGUCGAAGAAAUCAAAGCCAAAGCAGCUCUCACCAAGACUCAACCAGCAGUCAAAGCUCCAUGUGAAGGCAGAGAACGGCCUAAAGCUGAUAAAGCUCCACCAGCCGCCUGUAAAGCAAAAACUAAGUCAGAAGUUCAGCUCAAAGCCGACAUGAAGUCAAAGGGAGGGCCAGCUGUGCUCCAAACCCAAGAGAAACCUGAGCUUAUCAAGCAGAAAACACCCCAGCUUCCUUCUGCAGUGAGCCGUUCUGCACACAAGAAGGUGGACGAGGUGAAAAUCUGCACUCCAGAGCAAAGAAAACGCAACAUCACCGAGAUGCACCAAAGAACUCAGAGACUCUACGAGCAGCUGGAGGAGGUGAAGCAGCAGAAAGCCGUCAGGAGCCGACAGGAAGACGGAGCAAAAAACAGACUGAAGGCCAAGGAGUUCCACAAGAAAACCUUACAGAAGCUUCGUGCCAAGCAGAGCCAACAGUGAACGUGUCCUAGUUUUACCUUUUUACUUUUAAUUUAGACGUUUUAUCAAUAAAGCUUUUAAGUUAUUUAAAUCAA
Acanthochromis polyacanthus (spiny chromis) is the source of this 5677-nucleotide messenger RNA. It is a transcript of the gene cep295, whose product is annotated as centrosomal protein 295. The coding region runs from base 267 to 5603 and encodes 1778 amino acids. Gene Ontology annotation, biological process: regulation of centriole replication. The transcript has 29 exons. Lineage: Eukaryota; Metazoa; Chordata; Actinopteri; Pomacentridae. The record is from RefSeq and is a predicted model, not a curated record. Gene Ontology annotation, cellular component: centrosome; cytosol; centriole.